Musa acuminata AAA Group (dessert banana) is the source of this 3792-nucleotide messenger RNA. RefSeq lists its product as uncharacterized. The transcript is spliced from 5 exons. Gene Ontology annotation, cellular component: CCR4-NOT complex. Lineage: Eukaryota; Viridiplantae; Streptophyta; Magnoliopsida; Zingiberales; Musaceae. The record is from RefSeq and is a predicted model, not a curated record. Gene Ontology annotation, biological process: protein ubiquitination. Gene Ontology annotation, molecular function: ubiquitin-protein transferase activity. The coding region runs from base 132 to 1082 and encodes 316 amino acids.
CAACAAACCAUCCCAAGAAGCUCUUUUCGCUGGAAGUCAUCGAGGGCAAAAUCCUUCCUCCGUUUUGGUCUUCCUAUUUCCUCUUUAUUAGGGUUUUUUUUUUGUUUGCGAAGGAAGGGGGUGACGAUCCUAUGGGUUUCGAUGCGAUGGCCAACGGCGCUUCGGUUCCCGCCUUGAUCUCACGGGACGCCGCCAAGAAAAAGAGGACGAAUCGCUCGGCGAAAUUGAAGCAGUGCAAGCUUGAUGUACGCCGCGAGCAAUGGCUGUCUCGAGCCAACAGCAAAGACGAUUGCAAGAUUUUGGCCGCGGCCAGCUCUCCUCCUUUACCCCAUCCGCCACGGCCCCGGGCGGACGAAACGGAUUCGAGGACGAGGGAGGAAGAUACGAUCUCGCAUGGUAACGACGAUUCGGAUUACCCAAUGCCCCACCUUCGCCGUGGUAAUAGAAGAACUUUAAGCAGCGGAAGCAGCAUCGAGUCUAGCUCUUCUAGUGUCAGCGACGCCGAAGACGAGGGGAUCGAUAAUGUAAGGGGCGGUAACCGGGUCCUUGAUGACUGGGAGGCGGUUGCCGACGCCUUAUCUGAAGCCAAUGAUCGUGACGGCCUUGGCCCUGAUCCGGUAGUGCCUGCUGUUUCCGCCGGAAUGCCUUGCGAGCCUCCUCGUGGCGGGAGCACCACAAAGCCGGAGCCCAUUCGGAGCGCGCCCAGAGCCUGGAGGCCGGACGAUGGCUUUCGGCCACGGAGCCUUCCCAGUAUCUCGAAGCAGUGGAGCAUUCCGCCAAACCAAGACCGGCACUGUUGGGCUUCGCCACAGAAGGGCGUGCUUUCAACGCCUUGCCCGUGCCCUAUCUGUUGUGAGGACUUGGAUCCCACGGACUCGAGCUUCUUCCCCUGUUCGUGUGGCUACCGUCUCUGCCUCUUCUGCCACAAGAGGAUCCUUGAGGCCGAUGGGCGUUGCCCCGGUUGCAGGAAACAAUAUGACUCCAUUUCGAGUGGAGCGUUGGUCGUGACCACCGUUGGGCCAUCGUCGUUACCACAGAUUGAGUCUCUACAUGAUGCUCCUGAGAGUCAUUUUCCUAGAUAGAAAAAGUCAUUCAUCUAGAUUCUGCUUGCAAGGUCCUUCCUCUUGUUGUUACUGUAACUGGAUGAGUUGGCUCAGAAUCACCAAUCAACUGUGAGCAAAGUGGUCUGUGAGGUGGUACAAUUAAAUAAACGGCACAUAUUCUUUAUUCACAAGUAUUUUGGCUGCUCUGAAGGUUUCAAUAUUUCCAAGUCGACAAUUCUGUAUGUUCUAUCUGAUGUGAUCUCUUCAUCUGAUAUGUUUUCAGGUAGAACAACACUCCUUAAAACAUGAUGAUGCUGGAUGCUUGAUGCAAGCGCUUGACACGAUCGAAGAUGUCCCAUGCCCCCUGGUACUUAAAAGUGGUGGUUUUGAUUCUUUUUUCUCCAGACACCUAUGUUUUUAUUUGUAUUAUUAUUGAUGAACUAAUUGCUAAAAGUAAUCCUUAAAUAACUAGCACACUUUUGAAGUUUGCGUUUUGUAGCUCUGUGAGCGAUGUACCAUUGACCAUUUCAUACUGGUAGUAUGCUUGAACUUGUAAGCAUGAUGUUGUUCAUACACCUUGUACGUUCAGAUCUAUCUAUCUGAAUUAGAUAUUGAUAUAUUUAUGUGCUAGAAGUUGCUAAGUUGCCAUGUUUGACAAAUUUAGUGCUGUAACAAGGUCAUUGAAGUGACUUCCUCUCUCUUUUUUUUGCCUCAUUGUAUAUAUAUGUAUACAUAUAUGUAUAUGUAUACAUAUAUAUACAUAUGAUCCUGUCAGAGUUUAUAAUGGAUUUACUCAAGAGGGAUCACGAUGAAUUUUACACAUGUUUGACUGGUGAACAAUAGCACGAGACAUGGCAUUUGCUCAUUUUGUCCACUCCGAUGACACGGAUAAUUGUUCUUAAUUUUUAUAAAAUGCAUUGGAGAGAGAAAUUUCAGUUGGUGUGACCACUCCUGAUUGGGUUUAUAUAUCAGGUCCUUAAUGAUGUUUAAGAUAGUAUACUGAACUAAGUUAAUUUUGCUCUUGCAAGGAUGAUGGAACUGGACGUGUCUAUGUUGUUGGGGCUCGCAAGUGAAGUUUUUGAAGAGUCGCGGCAAUCUUUGGCGUGUGGGACACUGGACUAUCUACGUGGUCGUAAGGUCGGCAACACCAAAUUUCAGAAAGAAAAGAAAAAGAAUAAAUCAUAGUAAGGUCUUCUUUCUGUUUUGUUGUAGAUGCUCGGGGUUAAACGAACUGAAAGAAUUCUUCCUACUGGUAUUGCAUUGACUGCCGUGGGUGAGGUAGUAGAUAAUUACGCAAAUGAUUAUGAUCAUCUGGACUUUGUUAUUGAGUAUAAGAAUAUUUGGUAUUUUGAAUCAUGCCUUCAAAUGUAGGCUUAUUUGCUCAUAGCUUAUACGUGUAUUUUCUUGUAUUUGCUCAUAGCUUUAAAGAUGAUGUUGGGUCAAUUUUAGGUGUCCCCAAAGAACAUCGAUCGGUUAAUCGCAAAUCGAAUUGGCUAGGGUUGUACUUUAUAGUUAUUGUUUUCGUUUUCAUAAAUACUUCAUUGACGUUUGUUCUGUAUAUAUGUAUAUAUAUGUAUGUAUGUAUGUAUGUGUUCACAUAUUCAACCUAUGCACUUCAGUAGUUAGGUUCAUGGAAUAAAAUUUCAUUUUCAGGGUUGGCGUGUUAACUAGGCUUUUGUGUGCGUGACUACAUGUUCGUGUGUUGCUCUUCCUAUUGGGUUUUCAUUAUUAGUUUUGGAUAUUUGAUGCAGGAAUUCUCUUUCCAUUUUUAAUUUUUUGGUGGGUGCAAUUUUGUGUCUUGGUUGAAAGAUGACUACAACAGGUCAGGUCAUCGUGUAGUCGUCCGUCCACAUACGUAACUCACUUGCUACUGUUACGGAUGACGUUAACAUUUGCUUGCUUUUGAGGUUAACGAUGUGAACCCAUUUCAUGAGAUAGAGAUAUCGAAGAAUCACGUAAACAAAAGCAUCGUCCCUCCAAGUCAAAAAAGCAGAAGAGGAAUCCGAUGCCAUGAAAAGAAACAGACCAAAAAUUACUUGGCAUCUCAGCAAAGCAUUUAUCGCCCUGAUUGGUUUCGAUGCUAUCACAUCGGCGUGCCGUCCCUACUCUCUCUAUUGUCUCUCUCGCUCUCUGUCUCUCUCUCACUCGCUGUCUCACACCCACACACACAACAUAAACCUCGCUAUUAAAAACCCGUUCGGUCAUCUUGUGCCUCAGUCUCCAACGAACAAAGAAGCAGCUGCCUCCGAGCCCAUGGGCGUGUGCGAAAAGCUCUUCACCGCCCUCCACUUGAAAGCCCGUCGGGACUCCGCCACCGAUGUCACCAGUAAACCCCCACCAGCAAAGCCCGUGAAGGAGGCGGUGGGGCCUCGACCGACGGCGGCGCCCAUGGAGGAGCAGCAGCAGCAGCAGAAGAAGAAGAAGAAAAAUAUCAACGAAAGGGCAGCAGAAUACAUCAAGACCGCGAGGAUCAAGAUCAGGGCAGCUUCCUUCAGCAGGGCACCCACCUCCAAGUAGUACAGAUCUAAUCCCAUGGCGCGAAAGACGAAACACCCUAUCUUAAUUAAAAUACGCCUCUCCUGUUUCUUUGCCUACCUAUCAUCCAUCGUUUGAGAAUGGUAUUGUUGUUUGCUUUCAUCACUUCCUUCCCUAUGUUUCGAUAUCGUCGUGGCCUCCUCGGAUAAUAGAUGUGGGCGGGAGGGCUUAUUAGCGUUCCCAAAAUCCAAUAAUACCGACAUGCUUAAAUCGA